Messenger RNA from Anguilla anguilla (European eel), 4403 nucleotides. RefSeq names its product cell cycle control protein 50A-like. Gene Ontology annotation, biological process: phospholipid translocation. The record is from RefSeq and is a predicted model, not a curated record. The coding region runs from base 253 to 1359 and encodes 368 amino acids. The transcript is spliced from 10 exons. Gene Ontology annotation, cellular component: Golgi apparatus; endoplasmic reticulum; plasma membrane. NCBI's taxonomy places the organism in Eukaryota, Metazoa, Chordata, Actinopteri, Anguilliformes, Anguillidae.
UUUGUUGACUUCCUGGUUGCUACAUUUCUAUCAGUAGCCUGUGAGUUAAGAAGAUACUUUGCUUUUGAGGUUGAGUAUAAGUUAUCUCUUUCAAUAGCGAUAUUCCAAAAUCAUGACUAAUUUAAAUGAUAGUACCGCUAUCUCUUAAUCCAACCUGAAAUUCCAAAUGUCCGUAACCUGUCAAUCAAAGUAUUGAUUAGUUGAACCGGAUUAUUUAGCGACUUUAGCCUGUUAAGGAGAAUUACAACAGCCAUGAUGGCGACGGGCUACAACACAAAGGACGAAGACGGUAACCCUGCUGGGACCUCGAGUCCAGUUGGAGCGGGUAAUGACAGAAGCAGGAAGCCUGACAAUACUGCCUUCAAGCAGCAACGAUUACCAGCGUGGCAGCCCAUACUCACGGCGGGCACUGUGUUUCCAGCUUUUUUCGCUAUUGGCGUAUUCUUCAUUCCCAUCGGAAUCGGCCUCUACGUGACAUCAAACAACAUAAAAGAGUUCGAGAUUGAUUACACCGGAGUUGACGCAUCAAAUCCAUGCUUCAACUGUUCUCAGAGUUAUAGCUGGAACAGUACAAAACCGUGUACGUGUUCUGUGUCCUUCGUACUUGAUCAGGCUUUUGAGGGCAGUGUUUUCAUGUACUAUGGGCUGUCCAACUUCUAUCAGAAUCACAGACGUUAUGUUAAGUCCAGGGAUGACAGGCAGUUGAACGGCGACACACGAGCAUUGACGGAUCCCAGCAAGGAUUGUGAGCCGUACCGUACUGAUGUCAAGCCCAUUGCCCCCUGUGGAGCUAUUGCCAACAGCCUAUUUAAUGACUCUUUGGAGUUAGAUUAUGUCUCUCCCAAUGGUACACCAAUUUCAAUUCCUCUGUUGAAGAAGGGCAUUGCCUGGUCAACCGACAAACACGUUAAGUUCAGGAAUCCCGGGGGGAACAACUCCAAUCUCAUCGCUGCAUUCAAAGAUACAACAAAGCCAAUAAACUGGGCCAAGCCUGUGUUCGAGCUGGACACAGACCCGGACAACAACGGCUUCAUCAACGAAGACUUCAUUGUGUGGAUGCGCACCGCGGCCCUGCCCACCUUCCGCAAGCUGUACCGCAUCAUCGAGAAGAAGACCGAGGCUCCGACCUUGCUCAAAGGCAGCUACACUCUGCACGUGACCUACAACUACCCCGUGCUUACUUUCGAUGGACGCAAGCGCGUGAUCCUCAGCACCAUCUCCUGGAUGGGAGGCAAGAACCCCUUCCUGGGCAUCGCCUACAUCACCGUUGGCUCGAUCUGCUUCUUCCUGGGCAUAGUCCUCUUAGUCAUCCGCCACAAGUAUGGAGUCCGCAGCAGCAGUGCCGACAUCCCCAGCUGAGCGGCCUGCUGCUGCAGGUGCCUGAUGCCUGAAGCCCGGAAUGAACCACAAAUUGAAUGUAGAAGAAACGUCUUUCCUGUAUACGCUUAAAGCCACGGUUGCCAAACCUCUGCUCGUUGCCCCCCUGCCGGAUCCAGGUAUUUAGUGCGUUCCAUCUCAAGCACACCUGAUAGAACUAAUCAAGCCCUUGCUUGGUUGCAUCAGGUGUGCCUGAGAUGGAACGCAUCAAAUGCCUGUAUCUGAGUGGGGGUACCUGAGGAGUGGUUUGGGAACCACUGGUCUAAAAUGUAAACCCGUUGAGUCGUGAGAUGGAGUUUCGUAGAGAAUUCUGCCAUGCAGUUUUAAGAAGAGGCUGUGGUGCGAAACAUCUGAUCCUCCCAGGCCUUCAUAAAAACCUUUUUUUUUUUUUCAUCAAAAUCACUAAAUUUGAUUGAAUUAAGGCUAAUAAACAUAUUUUGGUUUUUUAGUAAUCCAUGAAAUCUCAUUAAAUGAAUAACAGUGUUUAAAAAGGUAAAGAUAUUUGGUGCUAUAUGCUGAAUUGUGAGUGAUUUGCUACUGAACGGGAGGGGGGGGGGGGGGGGCUCUAUUGAUGUUGAUAUUUCAAAUCCCUGUGGAAAGAUUCAAACUGUUAGGUAUGUUUCCUGCUACCCUGCUCAAGCAGACUCAGAGGAAAAUAACGUUCAAGCCAUAUGACUACAUACAUUCAGUUCUAUGCCGCAGUGUCACAUCUUCAAGCUUAUGCAAAUGAAAUGCCAGUUAAACUAUUUUUACAGGUUAUAUUAGUGUUUGAUUUUGAUGCAAUUGGGUAUGUUUUGCAAUACUUUGAAAUCAGUCUUUUACAAAUGUUAAAAUAUUUAGUUUGAAAAUUUACUGCUGUGAAGAAAGUAUUUUAGAAUAAAUAUCCAGUGGUGGUAUUAUAUUCACAAUAUUGAUUACCAAAUAUUUUGCACUUUUCCUUUACUAUGGAUUUGUUACACAAGGUCAUCCUUUAGUCUGGUCUCCUUUUUGGUUUUAUAUAUUUUGUACUGUAAAUUUUACACCAGUGUACUUUUAUUGCUAGAAAAAUAAAACAGUAUAUUAACUUGUGAGUCUGUCAUAUAGAUAGUGUUCUUUUAUGUAAUGGGAAAGGCGAUUAUUGCCUUUGGUAUUCUCAAAGGUCACAUUGACUUAAAUUGAAACUCUUCAACUGGUUGCAAUGCAAGUUUAUGAGGUAUUAACUGGUAAGAAGUGUAGUAGUCCAGGUUGAAACAUGCAACACUGCCACUACGCCUACUACUGCUUGUACUCUUAGGCGGUUUUACCAUUGGUCAUAGGUAGGCAAUUGCUUGGGGCCUCGUCCGCGAGAGGGGCCUAGUGAAUUUGUUUCCUUUUUUUAAAAUUUAUAAAACAUUUUUUCCUUUCUUGUCACUCCAAACGAAUGAUAAUAUGUAAUAGAUAAAAAUAAAUCUAUCUACAUGUAAAUGUGGGCCUAUCCAAUUAAAUAUCUAUAUUUGCCAAUAUUUAUUAUCACCCACAUUUCACAUUGAAUGGACUAUUCCACCUUGACCUCCCUUUCUUCAUACGCCUGUACAGUAGAUGGCGAAAUGGCGCAUGUAGUGCAUUAUUUAACAGGAAAAGACUCCACCGAGACACUAGUGAAUAAAAAUAACCGGCGGAAGUACGUAGUUUUCUCGUUUUCUUUGCCCUUGCAGCGUUUAGUUGCGAAGAAUCCACUCAAGAUGUACAGGCAAUUUCUGGCCUUACAGCAUGCCUCCCGGCGAAUGAUCUGCAGUAGCGCCCGGAGGCAAGUAGAGAACAAGGUCCCUGAGAAACAGAAGUUGUUUCAGGUUCCGGAUUCAUGAAUACAUAAUAUUUCUCCCCCAAUAGCCCGAGAGAUAAGUAUAUCUGUAAUUUGCUUACAUGGCUUAGUUUGGAGUAGGCUGAUAAUGACUAAUGGCUAUGCAUGUGGUGUGAUUAGGCACAAAUGGCCAGUGCAGAAUUGGAGCAAUGAGGGCAACUGCUUUGCUAAUUUUACCGUUUCAAACUCGUCUCCUGUUUUAAAUCAGAGGCACCUUUUCCUGCAUCGUACUAUUCAAGGCUGUGCAAUCUCCUUGAGGUUUUUGAAUGACCUUUGUAGGCCAUUUUUUUAAUGAGGCUAAUAUGUUUUUAUAUCAAGGAGGCUAAGCGGGUGUAUUGCACAAUGAAGCUUUUUUAUUUUAUAGUUUUAUAUUUAACUGUCAGCUGGACAUAAUCAUGCAAAUAGCUUUUUACCAAAUUGUUGGACAGUACAUGAGGUGUAUGGGGUGUGUGUAUAACCUUUGGGUUAUGUUCCAUUGCUUUUUGAAAAAUUAAUUGGUGAUUUGCUUAUCUUUUCUUUGCUAAUUGCUCUAGUUAUUUGCUGUGUGGUAAGAAAUGUGUGCUACAGUAAUGAUAUAGAGCUAUACUGGAAUGGCUACAGCAAUACCACCGUGAAUAGUGUUCAGUCUUGCACAUGUGGAGCUUAUAUAUAGGUCCACUUUUCUUUUUAUUUCACGAUGGUUAUAUCUAGGAAACGAUGUACACACAUACUCCUGCAUAACCACAUGCAAAACAAACCUUCAUGAACUGCUUGACGUGAAGCCACUAUGUAAUCCAAGCCACCACUAAGUAUGACGUCCUUUUAAGCCAAGCAGCCAAUAAGCUGUCCUUCGAGAUCUCACUGUAAUGUUUUUUUUUGUUCUUGUAUGUAUAGGAGGACAACGGGAUGCCAAUUCACUUGAAAGGUGGUACAAGAGAUGCACUCUUGUACAGAUUUACAAUGGUCCUAACUGUUUUGGGAGCCGGAUACGUUGUGUAUGAAUUGUGCGAUGUAGCAUUUCCCAAAAAGAAAAACUGAACCCUAUCCUGCUUUUAUUCAUGUCAAAUUGCCCGUUUUAGUUGUAAAGUAUAUAUGUAAAUUAUCAGGGAGUUAAUUCAUCUUGCUAUAAUGACAAGUGGUUGAUGUGAAUGGGAUCAAUGUUUAUUCACUGUACUAUAAUAUUACUGUGUACCUGUGGAUAAUAAAAACAUAUGUAUAUGCAUCAUCA